Messenger RNA from Schistosoma mattheei, 504 nucleotides. The record is from the annotation of a GenBank genome assembly. Lineage: Eukaryota; Metazoa; Platyhelminthes; Trematoda; Strigeidida; Schistosomatidae.
AUGCCUGAUAAACGGUCAACCUAUCCAAAUUCCUAUGAAAAAUAUUUCCCAUUAGAUCGUUCAAAAUCGUUUAUUAGUGUGCAUUUAAAUCGGCAGUCAAUAAUAUCCGAUCCUAAAACUGGUGCACGAAAAUCUCCAAUUUCUCAAAAGUUCACUGACGAAUCUCGUGUACAAACAGUCAAAGAUCUUUUUGAAUAUGGCUUAAAUAAUUCGAGAUCCAAUCGGUGUCUGGGGAAACGGCCGUCUUUCAAUGAUCCAUACUCGUGGCUAACUUAUGAUGAAGUAGAUGAGCGAAUAAGGGCUGUCGGGUCGGCGCUCUCGGAAAUUGUGAAACUUAAACAUGACUGUGAAAAUGUUGUCGGGAUUUAUGCACCAAAUUCACCAGAGUGGGUUAUUAUGCAGCAUGGAUGUGCAGCAUAUUCUUAUACCAUAGUACCUUUGUAUCCAACUCUCGGUGAUGAAGCUUUGCAACAUAUUCUAUCGCAAAAAACUGGGGCUGAAUAA